Molecule: messenger RNA, 693 nt
Organism: Ipomoea triloba (trilobed morning glory)
Lineage: Eukaryota; Viridiplantae; Streptophyta; Magnoliopsida; Solanales; Convolvulaceae
Product: flavanone 7-O-glucoside 2''-O-beta-L-rhamnosyltransferase-like
Exons: 1
Coding region: 1-693 (230 amino acids)
Source: RefSeq, a predicted model, not a curated record
AUGGCCAGCCCAAGCUUCUACGACAUCCUUGACCGAAUCAAACCCGACUUGCUCAUCUACGAUGUCUUCCAGCCCUGGGCGGCGGAGGCCGCCGCAUCGCGGAAAAUCCCCACCGUCUGCUACGGCAUCACCGGGGCAGCCUCCAUGGCCUUUGCUCACUACUUGCUACGUCACCGGACAACCAGUGGCUUCCCUUUUCCGGAGAUCUGCAUGAGGCCAGACGAGCUCAAGAAUCUGAGGAAAAACUACGAGAACGUCAACCUGGACCAAAGAAUCGCCAUCCUAAGGGCCAUGGAGCUGUCCACUAAAAUCUGUUUGAUCAACACUAGCAGGGAAAUCGAGGGGAAGUACAUCGACUACAUCUCUGAGAAGCUCGGCAACACCGCAGUGCCCAUUGGCUCACUCAUCCGAGUGCAGGAAAAGAAGGGCGGCAAGGAGGAGGAUGUAGAGAUGAUGAAAUGGCUAGACGGAAAACAAAAACACUCAACGCUAUACCUUUCAUUUGGGAGCGAGUACUACUUGAGUAGGGAGGAGAUUCAAGAAAUAGCUAAAGGACUAGAGCUUAUUAGCAGCGCCAAUUUUAUAUGGGUAAUUAGGUUUUCGGCGGGGGAGGAGACUCCCCUAGAGGAGGCACUGCCAAAUGGGUUUUUGGAGAGAGUGAAGGGGAGAGGGAUAAUAGUGGAAAUUACGUGA